Fibroporia radiculosa is the source of this 1050-nucleotide messenger RNA. RefSeq lists its product as uncharacterized. The transcript has a single exon. NCBI's taxonomy places the organism in Eukaryota, Fungi, Basidiomycota, Agaricomycetes, Polyporales, Fibroporiaceae. Bases 1 to 1050 code for a protein of 349 amino acids. The record is from RefSeq and is a predicted model, not a curated record.
AUGUCAUCUCUACCUGCGACCCCACCCCUCUCUGGUGUACGAUAUGACGAAUCGGUACAUGGGCCGAAAGUCAAGGAAGGGGAGACGUGUAGUGCAAGUAGGGACAGUGAGUACAUUCUGCAAUUACAACAUGCAAUAUCUUUGGACAUCGCAGGAGUAGAGGACAAAACCAAAUCCUUCGAGUCUAUCGAUAUUGCAAAGAUCACUCCACCAGAAUUCGACAAGAGCCCUGAGUAUUCUAUCCAGCUUCCAAUCGAAUUGUGGGAGAAAGUGAUCGACUAUCUCGCAGACGAGUGGAGGGAUGAUUACAAGUACGACGGUGCACGGAUGCGAGAGUUGGGGAGGGUGUGUCGGGGAUGGCAUGCACGAUGCCGCUUUCGUGGUCGCAAGAUGCUGGAUGUGAAGCACAUAGACAAAGAAGAGGUGUAUCGCCUGAUCAACACACUGGACCAGGACCCCGAGCGAUGCCGUGUCAUCGAGGCGGUCUCAUUCAAGUUGCGAUACACAUUGAUCAGCAUCUUCGGGUCGUUUACCGUGUGCAUGGCACAGAAACUGCCUCGAGUCGAGUGGCUUAGACUGAUGAAAGUGUUUUGGGUAACUGAGCGAUUACACGCGCAGGUCUUCGUCCAUGUGACUCUCGCAUUCGGGUCGGUCAGAAUCCUCGAGCUCAACAUUACAAAGUUCCCUUCUGCGUUGGUUUUUGGCCGGCUUUUGCGUGCGCUCCCCCGCCUCUCUUCCCUCAAAUGCCAUAGUGUGUACUUCGAGAAGCGCUGCAAUGUUACCGGCAGAGUCUGGCCAUGGGUGCGGUAUCCCCUUCGACUCGAUGUUGUCGAAGUGUCGGACAGCAACGAUGUCGUCGACUUCCUUGCGUUGAGCGGAGCACGCCUCUGCCAUCUCGUCUGCUGUGACCCAAACCUGGAGAAGCUGUCGGAGCUGGUCACUGUGUCCGCCCAGUCGCUCUCGUCCCUGAAGAUCGCACCACAGUACGCAAAUUUUACUCCUGACAAAGGCACGUCAGCCAAGCUGUCUGUUAGGACACUGAAAUGGUAG